AUAGAUGGUGCCGCACUCUUUCUCGUUAAUCAACAAUUAUACUUUGCGCACUAGUGGUUGUACCAUUUCGUGUAUAAACCCUAAAGAAACCAUACGGCAGCCUUACCGUUCGCUUGCCAACGAAUUCCGAUCGACACGCACUCGAAUCCGUGCUUCUGACCAAGCUCAUGCAUACUGCACCCUCCACGGCGGCUGCGGCCGCCGCCUCCGCAUCCACCGCCGUCGCCAGUGGUCAGAGCCAUCACCCUAACGGCCCAAUCUCUUCAAAGCAAGAAAGCAAACUUGUUUCUUCGCAGCCCGCGGAUAUCGUGGACCCAUCGCAACCCUCUCCCGCUGGUCCAAUUCGCAUAGACGGAUUCGAACAUGAUAUCGCCGUAUCCAGAUCGGAGUUCCUGACGCAGCCGGAAGUUCUUAAUCGCCGUGCCCGCAGGCUCAAGCAACUCGCUCGGAUUUACCGCGACCACUAUUGGGUAUUGAUGGAGGAGAUUAAAUCGAAACACAGAGAAUAUUAUUGGGACUACGGAACAAGUCCAUUUGUCAAGGAUGAGGAGAACGAAAGGAUGAAUUCGACUCGUGGGGAUUCCGUUUCUGCAGCUGCGGAGAAUGUCAAUAAUGGGAAUCCGGGGGUUAAUGGUGGAAAUGGUGUGUAUAAUCCUGGUGGUCGGUGUGGGGUUCAUGGGUGCAAGGCCAAGGCCAUGGCGUUGACGCGGUUUUGUUAUAUGCAUAUACUGGCUGAUAAAAAACAGACGCUUUACAAGGGUUGUACUUUCGUCGUCAAGGGACAUGUAGUAGGAGACACCUUUUCCAAGUUCGCGUGAAUCUAAAAUCCCCGUAAACUUGAUCUCACUGGGCUAAUUUACAUUAUUAAAGAUUAGACUAUGGUGUUGCAAGUAUCCACAGACUGGUAGCAUCGGUUUGUUGAACUGUCUUGCUUGAUUAGACAUCAUUAAUGAUUACUUGUAAAAGAUCAAAAUUGAAAAAUCCUUUCCUGAUAUUGAUCUCUGCAAUUAAUAGAUCGAAUUAUUGUUGUCUGUUUUGAUCUGAUUCAUUUAAUUUACAUUAGUACGCCCUCCGUCCCUCUACUUUUGCUAGUUUUAUUUUUUGUACGGUCUUUUAGGUAGUAUAAUAUUAAUAGUUUUUUGACGAGUUUGCCAUUACUUUUUGGUUGGAAUUGUUCUAUAAAUUGUUUUUAUUUUUUUUACCAGUUUGCUCUUACUUUAGUACUCCCUCCCUCCCAUUACAUUUGCUAUUUUAAGAUUUGGUACAGUUUUGUAGGUAGUAAACUUGAUCUCACUGGGCUAAUUUACAUUAGUAAAGAUUAGACUAUGGUGUUGCAAGUAUCCAUGGACUGAUAGCAUCAGUUUGUUGAAUUCUGGUGGUUUGCUUGGGGGUUUGGAUUUUGAAUUGGAAUUCGAAUAGUAAAAAUUUUAAAUUAAAAUAGUUGUAUGAUGUGAUAUAAAUAGGUGUUGAUGUGAUGCGAUGUAUGAUGUCCAGUUAUUAUCACUUUUCCUCAAUGACUGCAUAUAUUGUUUUAUAAACCUACUCUCGCCUUCCUUUUCUGCUUCUUAACUGUGAUGUCUGAGAUUUUUUUUUUUUAUUAAAGUAUCUCGGCAUUAUAGUGCAGAUCAGCCUGCCAUCCAUUUUCCCUUUAGGUAUUUUUGAUAUAAUAUUUAAGCGGCAGAACCUUUUCUAUGUACGAGGGGUACCCUGUGCUACACUGGCUAUAACACCGCAAGUAUUUGUCUGUAUUGUUGUAGUUACUAAUACUAUUUGGUCUUUUAGCUUAAUCGACAGCUUAGCUAGUUAUUUAAGUAGGUAAUAUCCCUCCAUUGUUUGUCAUACCUGAAGAUGAGCACAACCCUUAUAAAUGAAGAUUUCUUGUUUAGUUUUCUUCUGGAAAUUGCUUCUGUGUUGAUAAUUGAGUUUUGUAAUUAUGCUUCCUUGUGGAAAUGCCUGUGAAGGAUCUCUCUUGAGAUAAAUUUGAUGUGAAGUUCCUAUUAUUUGGCAUUUGAACUAAAUAUUAGCUAGACUUUAAUCAGUUUCCCAUUAUUGUAUUAAAUUCUUUUGUUUUAGUUGACUGGUUAUCCAUAUCACGCAAGCCAUUUGUACAUUCAUUUUUAAAAUUAUAUAAGAAAAUUGUUGUUUGAUUGAUGAUAUCGUACGCAUAUAUAAGUGUACGAUUACGUAUCAUAAUCAUUUUAAAGUUAGCCAGAUGAUCUUGGCCGAACAUGCCCUUUGCAUAGAUGGAUGUGAUUUGCAUCAAUUGAAUAAAUGGUUGUUUGUCUCAAGUUUUAUCUUAUGCAAGGCAUUUCUAAGUUUCACUAUGAAUAUAUAAAUUAGAUCAUUUGGAUACCAUUCCACCUUCUAACGUUAUGAUUAAAGUUUACUUGCCAAAACUUAAAUGUUUCCUUCCCUUCUAUGAUUC
Andrographis paniculata is the source of this 2425-nucleotide messenger RNA. RefSeq lists its product as uncharacterized. The transcript has 2 exons. The coding region runs from base 168 to 818 and encodes 216 amino acids. The record is from RefSeq and is a predicted model, not a curated record. Gene Ontology annotation, cellular component: NSL complex. NCBI's taxonomy places the organism in Eukaryota, Viridiplantae, Streptophyta, Magnoliopsida, Lamiales, Acanthaceae.